Molecule: messenger RNA, 1740 nt
Organism: Podarcis muralis (Common wall lizard)
Lineage: Eukaryota; Metazoa; Chordata; Lepidosauria; Squamata; Lacertidae
Source: RefSeq, a predicted model, not a curated record
AAGGGAAAUCUCUCUUAGAAUCCUAGAGUUGGAAGGGACCCCGUGGGCAAUCUAGUCCAACCCCGUGCAAUGCAAAACACGCAGUCCCGCCCAUCCAGUGUGAAACCACGCCGGGUCCUGCUUAGCUUUUGUGCUUGUUCCGGCAGUUUUAUUGCUGCGUCUUAGCCCCCGUUACGAAUCUGCCAGCUGCGUUUCUGGUUUUGUGAAUGCGUAGCUCGCAGGUGGGGUCCUUUGCAGCCCCCGAAAAACAAAUGUCUCCCUGCACCUUCAGAACUUACCAUUUUAUUGCAGCUUGCAAUUUUUGCCAGUUUGGACAAAACGCCUUAUCCUCAGCAGAGAGAUUCCUGCAUUGCAGGGGGUUCGACUGCAUGGCCCUUGGAAUCCCUUCCAAGCCCCAAAUCCUAUGAUUCUAUACAUUAAUACCAAAGGGGACAUCUCGAAACGGGGAGCACAGAAGGCAGGCAAAGAACUGUGUGUGUAUAGGGGCUACAAAUAUGUAUUGCCAGAAGACUGCUCUUCUUGUCUUUCACAGUCCCUGAUGCUUGAAGCAGAAAACCCAAAUAGUGCCAAGUUCCUUCACCCUUCUUGUGGACCAAGGGAUAGCUUGGUCACUAAAGCAUGAUACUCUUAACCUCAGAUUUGUGGGUUCAAGCCCCAGUUUGGCAAAAGAUUUCUGCAUCGCAGGGGCUUGUGUGACCCAAGUGGUCCCUUCCAGUUCUAUGAUUCUGUUGUGGGAUAGCUAUAGCAACAAGCUAAUGACUUGCAGUCAAGCGUUCUGAGACACGAACUUGCGAGAUUGCAACAGGAAAAUGGGUGACUGUUCAGAGACCAGUGUGAAAAUACCAUUUGGAAGCAAAUAUCUAGACGCCCUUUUCUCCAUCCCCGAAAAGAAGCUGCCGUAUGCUGUGAUUCUCACACACGGAGCAUCUGGUGAUAUGAAUUUCUCUCACCUUGUAUCUUUGGCAAACUACCUGGCCUCUCAUGGAUUUCUGUGUCUGCGAUUUACCUGCAAAAGCCUCAAUAUCAUCUAUAGAACUAAAGCAUAUAAAGCUGUUGUGGAAUAUUUAAGAUCAUCAGGCAACUACACACUUUCUGGCAUUUUUCUUGGAGGCCGUUCAAUGGGCUCGCGCGCUGCCGCUUCUGUGAUACGACAAGCGGACCAAGAUAAUGACAGCUUCAUUCAAGGUCUGAUAUGCUUGUCUUACCCGCUGCAUCGACCAAAGCUUCACUCUAAACUUCGGGAUGAAGAUUUAUUGUCCAUUAAGUCCCCUGUGCUAUUCGUGUCUGGAGAUACAGAUGAGAUGUGUGAUAAACAACUGCUGGAUGGUGUUGCAGUCAAAAUGCAAGCACCCAAGAAAAUCCAUUGGGUUGAAAAAGCAAACCACAGCAUGGCAGCGAGAGGACGAAAUGCAGACGACAUCUCGAUGGAAAUAAACAGGCAGGUUUUGUCUUGGAUCAAAGAAAUCAUUGAAGAGCGACAGAAGCAAUCGGCCAAUUCUAAAUAGCCUCUGUACUCGGUAUAGGAUGGAUUAAUAACACUUGGAUUAAUAAUACUUAUAAGAGUAUAAGUAAUCAGCUCUGUGCUAAAGCACUGGCAAAAAAAACUGCAUGUUUUUGUAACUUCAUUAUAGUGUAAAAUAUGUUCUAUCUGGUUUUGUGUAUAUAUAGUUAAUGUCCAGAGAUAAUGGAAAUAAAUAAAUCUGUUUUUUACUUUCUAAAAAAAGCAUUGUAUCUCACACA